Molecule: messenger RNA, 8251 nt
Organism: Cinara cedri
Lineage: Eukaryota; Metazoa; Arthropoda; Insecta; Hemiptera; Aphididae
Source: the annotation of a GenBank genome assembly
AUGAUGUUCGCCACUGUGUUCCCGCUGGCCCCGCUGUGCGCCCUGCUGAACAACGUCCUUGAGCAGCGUCUUGACGCGUACAAAAUGGUGGCGGUCCAGCGACGUCCCGUGCCCGCGUACUAUUGUGUCAAUAAGUACGCCCCCGUCCGCGGACAGACACAUUCGUGCUGCGAUAACUGUAUGAAGAUGGGCACGUGGACACGGGUGUUGAAAAUCUUGUCCGUCACUUCCGUCCUCUAUAACGUGAGUACACACAGCCCAUUACAAUGGUAGGUUAAUAGCGGAUAUCUGGGGUGUCCGGCUGCGACUGUUGGAUCACCCACCCUCCCCGUUUAGGUUUUCCACGCUUUAUAUUAGUACUCUAUUGACCAAAAUAUUGCAGAUAUAGUAACAUUGGUGUAACUUGGUAGCUAAAUAAUUUGCACCAGUUCUACUUAAUAUUUAAAUCGCCUUAUCUUAAAACUUAAGUACCUAUGUUAAAAAACUUAAAUUGCUAUAACCUUAAGUCAAAUUUAACAGUAUAAAAACCGCUUCUCGUGGAUCAAUGUAUAAAAAUAGUUCGUUAGUUUUUUGAGGGUAGUGUUUUUAGUCGAAGGUGGUUUUAGGGAUUAGACAACAUAUUAGUAGUUCUCAUAAAGCUCUAUUUAGAACGGUCGCUCUAAGUUAAAACCUUUAGGAGUCAUACACUAUUAAAAAUUGAGGAUGAGGUGGGUUUCUCACGACAAUAUUUACCCAAGAUAAAAAGUAGCCGCUAUAUCACUACCCAGUCCUCCGACUAUCUAAAACAUCACGAAUGACUUUUUGGACAACGAUGACGAGAUUUAGACGAAUUUUUUUUACUCUGGACUGCUCCGUCAAAUAUGCAUAUACGAGGUAUGAUUAUUUUUCAACGCUUGAUGACAAUGGUUUAUAAAAACGAUUUAGGUUGACUGUAGAAUCGUACUCUUGAGUUGAUUAAAAAUGAUUUAGAAAACUCGAUAUAUUUGCAAGUGACUGGUAAACACAAACAUGCACAUCAAAUAAAAGACAAUUUAAUAUUUUUAAUUAAAUGUAUGCGUAUUUUCAAUAACUGAUAAUAGAAAAUUUACUUAUUGAUAACAAUGAUAACCAAUUUAGUAAAAUUUUUUAAAUUUUUGUUUGUAAGUACAACAUAUUUUAUGUUUUGCUUAAUAUAAAUGAUAGGUUAAGUUAGGUUAUCGACUUGGUUAUUUUGUAUUAUAUUAGUAGGUAAAAGGAGAAAUAGCCAUCAAAUACAUAUAAGUAACUUAAAUAUGAAAUACUUACGCAGAAACAGUUAAAAUAGAAUUAGAUUUGAACAGAUAUAUUUGAUGACGCAAAAUAUGCGAAAUUUGCGUAUUUUCAGGAUUUGAAAUUCUCCGUCUCUUUUCAAAAUUUGGAUAUAGCGGAAGAAUGGGUGUAAAAAUGAACGUCCCGGUUUUUGUUAAUUUUUAUAAAAAUUUCAACACUCCGAUCUGACUUUGCCCGUGUACCAACACCAAUAAUACCUUUGAUUUGCGUAUUUAUAUAUUAUUUUUAAGGCGUUCAUGAUAGCGUUCACCAGUGACCUGUUGCCACGAUACAUUUAUUCUCAAAUUUCGACCGAAAAAUCAUCAUCGCUAGACGGUUAUGUAGCUUGGGCGUUGUCUUCGAGUACGUAUUAUAAACGGACGACAGCAGUGUACAUACAUGAAUUUCAAAUUGUGUAAUAUUAUACGGUUGCAAACUCUGCGUUGUCGCAUACUAAAUAAUUGCGUGUGUGUCUAUUUUUCUAACAUAAUAUUUUGUCCACGCACAGAAAAAAACAUCAGUGAAUACGAUCAGCCCAAAGAUGUAGUCGAACAGGACGGUGAAGUUUGCCGACUCAGGGGAUACGACAUAGCAGACUCCGAGGAUUACAGUGGACAUUGGCAAGUGUUAACUGCACGGUUGACCUUUGUUAUCGCAUUUGAGGUAAAUAAUAUUCGAUAUUAAAAUAUAAUACGAAAUGGAAAUAUUAUCUAGAUGGUACUUUAGGGAGGUCAUUUUUUGUUUUUCCAAGUGGUUUUCAUAAUAUCUGGGAUAACCCGGGACAAAACGUAAAAAAAAAAAAAAAACCGAGAAAUUUACCAAAAUAAUGCUUUUCAAUGUUUUCAAUUUUUUAGGUUAGGCAAUUCGGUUCAAAAUAUUCAUAGAGACUUGAAAUUUGGACAGAUAAAUUAUAUUAGCCUUUUAUAGACAUGAUAACAUUUUCAAAACUUUUGAGUCUUUUAUAAAAAUAUUCGUAUGGACUUUAUGGACUUGAAAUUUAGAUACUAAAUCUAUAUUUGCCUUUUCUAGACAUGGUCAAAUUUUCAAAAAAUGUUAACCAUUUUGAUUAUUUUGAACUAUUUAUAGCCAUUUAAAUUUUGAGUUGUGUACGUAAUUUUUACUCGGUAAGUACUUUGUGUCGUACUUUGUCGUCUAAAAAAAAAUUGAGCUUAGUGUAGUAUUUUUUUUUUUUUUUUUUUUUUAAUGGUUUUAGUAACAAAUUAUGAUGAAAAUCGUUUAAGUAAAAAAUUAUAUGGAACAAAUCUAAUUUUUAAAUUUUUUAUUUUGAACAUAAGUAUAUUGCCGAUUUAAAAACGAUAGUAAAGUCACAAAUUUAAGCAGACUGACUUAGUUUCAAAAUUAUAGGUUUUUGAAGUUCGGAUCGUAUGCGUAUGUUAUAAUAUGUGUUAUGUUAAACAAUUCAAUUUUGUAUACAUUACAUUAUGUCUGUCGUAGUUUAGUGGUAUUACCGAUAUGUUAUUAUCCCAGAGAUCGCAAAAACCUAAACGGAGAAAAAAUAAAUUUUGUGUGUACAAUUUGGGUAUACCAAGAGCCUCAAGUCAUCGCUCGCUCGGGCUAUUUUAAUCGAAAAAUACCCCUCGAUUUGUUGUGCAAAUUUUUCCAUCAGAAAUCUUGCUCAGAUGUGUCAAGUGUAACACCUUUUCUGAAAGAUAAUUUUAUCUACAAGGUACUUUAUAGUAGAGUAUACGUAUAGAGGUCGUUUUUAACUAUUCCAGGAGAUUUCCCAAUAAUUGGGAAAAACCGGAAAAAACGUAUACAAUAUUAAACAAAUGUUAAAAAAUAUAAUGCAUAUUUAUGUUAUUAUUUUGUCAUAAUGUGACAUGUAUGAAUGUUGUUAACAAAGCAAUGGUUAACCGUUGCUUAUACAAAUAUACAUUAAGUUUCCCUUCUAUACCAUCUCAUUUUCUUAUCUACAAUAGUAGCCCACCCCCGUGCGAAGUAUGUCAGUCUUUUUUUUUAUCCGUGAACAACCUUUUUACCAAAAAUCUUGCUCUGAUUUUUAAAUAUAGUACCUUUUCUGAAAAGAAAUUUCAUCUGGUAGUACACAAGGAAGGUUUUUGUUUGAUUUUCCAAGUAACUUUUAAAAUAAUUGGGUAAAACGGAAAAAUGUACGUGCACGUUUAAAAGAAACUUCGCUCUUAUUCUUUUAUCAUUAGCAAUGGUUUAUAUCGUUGCGUACAGAUAUAAAUCAACUUUCCUUCUAUAUAUAGCUUACCUUCCCAACUUCUCACCUAUAACUGUGGCCCACCUAUCGCGUGAAGUAGGUAUUUCCGUCUUUUUUUUUUCUAGUUAUCAUUUUAGGAAAACGUUUAGAUAUUAUCUACGUAUAUUUAAUCUAUAAUAUAAGAGACUUCGCAGACUACAGACUUUUUAUCGGCCGACAGUUUAGUCACACUGGGCCAACUAUAAACAGUUUGGUUAGUGGCGAGUACGUAAACCAGCCAAAAGUCUACUGCUCUGGAAAAAUGUUGCAAGUUGUUACACUUCUGCUGACGAGAGCAGUUGCUUUAAAAUGUUGUCUAGAAAUGUAAUUCUUGCGUUAAUACAACGGAGAAGAAUUACGAAGAGAACGGAGAGAAGAAACAAAGAGCACUGGGUGCAUCCAAUCUAUAGUAAUGGAUUAUUACAAGGAAAAUGUUAUACUUUGCAUUCCAAAUUACUGGAUUUCCCAGGAAAAAAAACGAACCGACGACUUUCAAUUUUUAUCUAAGUACUACGCAACAAUUAUAGUUAUAAUUAUUUAAGAUUAUUAUUUUUGAUUUGGUAAAUAAUGAAUUUGAUUGACGGCAUGAUGGCAUGAUAUACGUGCCUUGCUUUGUUUUGUCCUGAGCGCUAAGCUCAUUUCAAUCGGGAACAACUGUUUCACAAACUUUCUCCCAUAGUUUUUCUUCUCAUUCAUAUCAGAGUACUCCUUUCAAUAUUUUUUUUUAUAGAGCGCUGGUUUUUUUUACAAUUUCCACUAUCAAAUUUUCAAUUGACGUUUCGGUGAGCAUCGACAUCGUACACUUAACGUACUAUCUUCCUGCUCCGAAGCUCUGAGCAAAUGAAACUAUCGGCCGAAUGGCGGACUAAAAAUCGGCAAGUGUGCGCGCGUGGAAUGAUCGUCGUAUUGAUUAAGCAGUCGGCCGAUAGUUCGCCGACUGUUUAAUUUAAAGGUAAUCGUGAAGCCCAACAAACUUAUUAGUCGGCCGAUAUUAAAUUGUUUUAAUGUGUGCUCUUGCAUACAUCGUCAUACUUAUUUAAAACCUGACUAAAUUAUCGGCCGAUAAAAAGUCUGUACUCUGCGAUGUUUUAAAUAAGAGUGUUUCUAACUAAUGAGAUUUCCGAUAUCUUUGUUCUUCUUGCGCGUUUAAUCGUUUUCCGCACAACUGUUUUCGUGGAAAUCCAUUUACAUAUUUUAUUAUUAUUAUUAUUAUUGUGUUAAUCCGGCUAACGGGAAUCCCUUUGGGACUUGGGAAUAAUAAUAACCGUAUUAUCGUCGUUUCUAAACUCAAAUACCUGUAAAACGAUACUGUUUUCUAAUGCUAGGUAGGAAAUCCGAUUGGUUAGGCGUUAGGUUGGGUGUAGUCAAUUUGCACCAAAAGUGACCUUAAUUGACCCUAACAUGUGUAAUUUGCACCAAUAUUUUUAAACUGCGUUUGUAAUUUGCACCAAAAUAAAGAUAUGUAAUUUGCACCACCUCAGGUAGUUAGAAAUAGAAAUUGUAACUUGCACCAAAAUUUUAAUCGAUUAUUCUUUCGAUAGUAUCGAUAGUACGAUUUUCGAUAUUAUAGUAUACUAUACUAAAAAGUUGAAUAAAUAAUUUCGGACAAUAAUCAAAUGUCCCGUCAAGAUAUAUUGUUUCACUUUUACAUAAGAAAUCAAUAUUUGUGUGCCAAGAAAAAAUAAUUAUAUUUUUAUCAGAAUUAUUUGAUAAAAUAAAUGGUUCACCUUUAUGAGUUUUAAUAUCCAUAGUUAACAGCAUUGUAUGAACUUCAUUUAAUGAUACUGGCGAUGAUAUUUUGGCAAUAUUUUCCUUUUACUAUUGUAUAUAUUACGACGUAUAUCAGUAAUGUUCUUGGUGGUACAAACAUUGGACUCUAUUGAAUUUUGUACUACAUUUCUUAAAAUUUUGGCUGGUUUUUCGUACGGUGUUUCUUGUGCCUUUGUUUUACAUAAUUGAUUCAAUUUAUAAAUAUAUAAGUUCUUUUCAUCGUGAUUGAUGUGUGAACUUUCAUCACGGAUGAUCGUCAUAUUUUCACCACUUGUGAAUAACUUUGCAGAACAUUUUCUCUGUGUACACCGCCAACGAAUUAUGUUCGUACUUUUUGUUUUAUAUGCAAAAUAAAAAGUAUGACUGUUAUAUUCUAAAAUAUCUUGCCCACGAUUACUUUUUAUUAUUUUAACUUCCAUACCUACUACAAAAAAAACUCCUCGAAACUACUAAAAAAAACAAACGUGGUAAACGAGAUAAUAUUUCCUAUAACGAUGAAACGGAAAGACUAAAGGCUAGAUUAGUAUUUGGUCGAAAUAAUCACGCGAUUACAACGGACAUUGAAAUGAUUACCAGAUAAGGUGGAUAAAUCCCGGAAAUAAAAUACAUUCCUAUGAUAAAAGAGAGAAACAGAAUAUUGUAAAGAUAAACUUAUCUUACACAAAACAAUAAUGUUUGUAUUUUUAAAAAUAUUAACCCAACUACAAUUUUCUUUUAUACCACUAUGGAUUAAUCGAAUAGGUACUUGACAAACGAUAAUCGAAUACAUAGUUACUCAUUUUGGUGCAAAUUACAAACACUGUUUUCGGCUACCUGUAGUGGUGCAAAUUACUAACUCCCGUUAGGUUAGGUGACACUAGGGGACGACUAGGAUUCGAUUCCCGACUAAUCGUCAACAAGUAUUGAAUGUGUACAUGUAGUGGUAAGUUAUGGUUUAGUAGGUCCCUCGUAAAAUUUGGUUUGCCCCACCCAAUGCUUUGGUCUGGCUAUGGGCAAAGUCAAACAAUAAUAAAUAACAUUGUUCGCGACGAAUACGGGUGUUUUCAAGCGUUUUUAAAAUAACUAUUAUAUAAUAUAUUAGUAAUCGUUAAUAUUAAUCGAAUAUUAUGAAAGAGAAUAUAUAAUGCAUAUGUAAUUAUUUUAACAUAAUAUGACAUAUAUAUUGUUUACAAAGCAACACUAGCCACUGAACUCUGCUUAGAAUUUUUUUUUCAUUAACAAUGGUUAAUCAUUGCUUAGCAGAGGUACAUUAAAUUUACCCUCUACUACCUCCAUACUUCACUUAUAACAAUGGCUGCAUCCGUCCAUAUUUAUAUCCUAGGACAGCUUUUUAAGUUUACAUUCUAUCCACAGAAUAAUUUAUAAUCUGCUUGCAAAGCAGAUAUUGGGUAUUAUGAUAAUACAUUACAAGGGUUCACCUCCAAAAUAGCAAAAAUAAAAAAUGGAACAUAAUUUAUACUAAAUACUAAUUUGUUUUUUUUAUGUAAUUUUAUAUUUACAAACUUAUUGAUAAAUAGACACUAUGUGUAUAAAUACUUAAUACCUACUAUGUGUGUUAAAUUAUUACAAGAAAUAUGUUAUAUUUAGCUGCAUGUAUGACAUGCUAAGAUAGUGAUUUUAACAAUUUUUCAAAAAGUAACUUUUGCAAUAAAAAUGUAAAAAAUUAAGACAUAAUUAAAUUUAUUUUCAAUGUUUAAAAGUAUUCAUAUAAAUAUAUAAACAAAAAAAAACAAAAUAAUUACGUAUUGAAGUAAAAUUGUAACAGUAUAAUAAAAUUUAUCAUAUUUAGCAUAUGGUGUUCACAGCCAAUGAGGUUCAUUUUUUAGAAUUUUAUUUUGCAUUCAACAAACUUUUAUUCAAAUUAGUGUUAAUUAAAAUACAUUGAUAAUAAAUACCUACUCAAUAUAAAUAUUAUACCUAAUAAUAAAAUGUGUUAUAUAUUAUUUAGACAAUUAUUUAUAGUAGGUAGUUUAUUUUAAGGUAUCAAAAGUAGGUAGGUAGUAUAACAUUCCAUUAUAUAAAUGGGCAAUGAAUAAUUUUAAACAUUGUUGAUCACUAAUCAGUGAAAGAACAGACAAAUGCUCUUUUAGUAUUUGUAAUUUCUAAACGAUGUAUUAUGUAAAAGAAAUUGUGCAUGUGUAUUUUUAAGUUAAAUUUGUCAGUGGCACAUUUCUAUGGAUAUCCAUGAUUGUAAAAUAUACUCUUUCAAGUAACUACUUACAUAAUAUAUUUCAAUAGGAAUAUAAUUAAAUUGUAUAUAUGUUCAAAUAUUAUAGCAUUUAAUUACAUAUUAUGCUUGAAACAAAAUAGUAAAUUACCCUCAUACCUAAAUCAUGACAAUGUUUACAUGAACGGUUAGCUAAUAAAUUAUAAUGAUGCAUUAACAAAAAAUCAUAAAUUAUAAUAAAGGUUGGUAUAAAAGAUAUAACAGACAUAAUGCGGUGAAAAUGUGCAUUAGUCUUUAUUUUCGGGAAGAAUUUGAUGAAAACUGUUAGAACAACUUAUGACGAAUUCUUUAUCAAUUUUUCGAGUUUUCUGUUUGUUAACAAUGAAAGCAUUGAAUUCCAUGGAAUAACUGCGCGUAAUUAUUCACAUAUGUUAGGUAACCUACAUAACAAUAGUGUUUAAGUUCGCCGCUUUAUUACUACCUGCCUAGUGUCUCAUAUUCAAUUAUUUAUUUUAAACUAUUCCUUUAAUAAUGUAUUUUAACAGCAUUGCGUGAUUGCGGCCUUGAUAGUGCUAGUGUAUUUCAUCAGGAAAUUAUUUAGAGCGAAAAAACGAGGAACAUCGGAAAAAGUCAAGAAAACUGGAGUAAAUGACAAGGAUGCUGCGACUAAAAAUGGUCGUCCGCCAAGAGUGACUGAGGAUACGUUAUCAACGUCCGUGGUGAUGGUAGACAUGGAAAAUGAAGAUGGACGAGAAACUUUGUGGAUUCCGGCUAGACCAGAGAAAAUCGAAAAAAUUCCCUGA